Messenger RNA from Nyctereutes procyonoides (raccoon dog), 4147 nucleotides. It is a transcript of the gene ST6GAL1, whose product is annotated as ST6 beta-galactoside alpha-2,6-sialyltransferase 1. Lineage: Eukaryota; Metazoa; Chordata; Mammalia; Carnivora; Canidae. The record is from RefSeq and is a predicted model, not a curated record. The transcript is spliced from 8 exons. Gene Ontology annotation, molecular function: sialyltransferase activity. Bases 892 to 2091 code for a protein of 399 amino acids.
GGCCGGGGACCCCCGCGCCCCGCGGGCCCUGGAGGGCCUCCCUGCGGAGCCCGGGCCAGCGAGCGGCUCUGGGGGCGGCGCUUGCCGGAGGACCGCGGAGACUCGGGGGAGGUACCCCUCGGCCCUCCGGCCGCACCGCCCCGCUAAAGAAAGGGGAAACGAAACGCGAAAGCAUUCACGGAAGGCUCACCCAGGCCGAGACCUGCCCCGGCCGCGAUGCGUCCCCUGAUGUGACCAGGACAGCCCGUCGCCCCCACCGCACGUCGGAGACCAGGGUCGAAUCAAGGGUCCGCGGGCCCCGCCCCGAGGCAGGACGGAGCCCAGCGCCCCCUUGGCCCUGCCCUCGGGCGACGGCCCCGGUGGGAGACCGCGAGCCUCCCGGCCUGCGGAGAGAGCGCCCCGGGAGGCAGCGGCGGCGCGGGCUCGGUCUCCUCGGCCUUCUGCUUGCGCUGCGCCUCGUUGGUCCCUUCCUUGCGAAGAGCCAGCCCGGGAGUCCUCGGCCCCUUUAGGCUUGGGGCUUCUUAGGUGUUUUUACCAGCGAGGCUCGCCGAGGCCUCCUAUGCUGGGCGAGGUAGAGCCAGCUGUGCAGAGCUCUGCAGCGAGCCGCCCGGAGAGAAGCAGUGAAGUCCUGGAGCCCAGCUGAGAUGAACUGGCCUCCUUGAGCCUGCCCAAGCCCUGGCGCCAGGCCUCUGUCCCAGCCCUGAGAUGUUUUUUGAUCAUCCGGAGAAAAAUGAGCCUUGGCCUCCAGAUCCAAUAAAGCAUACAUUCCUCCCAUGGAGAAGAGCACUGAUUUCUGAGGACCUGCAGGGCCUGCAGCCCCAGGGGGAUUAGCCAAAAGCAGGCUUGUUUUCUACUCAGCACAGAGUGGCUGCCCUGAACACAUCUUUCAUUAUGAUUCAUACCAACUUGAAGAAAAAGUUCAGCUGCUGCGUGUUGGCCUUUCUCCUGUUUGCAGUCAUCUGUGUGUGGAAGGAGAAGAAGAAAGGGAGUUACUAUGAUUCCCUCAAGUUGCAAACCAAGGAAUUCCAGAUGGUGAGAGGGCUGGAAAAACAGGCUGCGACUUUGAGCAGCACUCAGAACCCCCCCAGGGCCAGCCAGGCCCUCAGCAGUCCCCGGGGCCCAGUCAAGGCCAAGUCAGAGGCCUCCUUCCAGGUGUGGAACAAGGACAGCUCUUCCAAAAACCUCAUCCCCAGGCUGCAGAAGAUCUGGAGAAAUUAUCUGAACAUGAAUAAGUAUAAAGUGUCCUACAAGGGGCCAGGGCCGGGGGUCAAGUUCAGUGCGGAGGCCCUGCACUGCCAUCUCCGGGACCACGUGAACGUCUCCAUGGUAGAGGCCACAGAUUUUCCCUUCAACACCUCCGAAUGGGAGGGUUUCCUACCCAAGGAGAACAUUAGGACCAAGGCUGGGCCAUGGGGCAGGUGUGCUGUUGUCUCCUCAGCCGGAUCCCUGAAGUCCUCCCAGCUGGGCCGAGAAAUAGAUGAUCAUGACGCAGUCCUGAGGUUUAAUGGGGCACCCACAGCCAGUUUCCAACAAGAUGUGGGCACGAAAACCACCAUUCGCCUGAUGAACUCUCAGCUGGUCACCACCGAAGGGCGCUUCCUCAAGGACAGUCUGUACAACGAAGGAAUCCUAAUUGUGUGGGACCCGUCUGUUUACCAUUCAGAUAUCCCAAAGUGGUACCAGAGCCCCGACUACAGCUUCUUUGAGAACUAUAAGAGCUAUCGCAAGCUGCAUCCCGACCAGCCUUUUUACAUUCUCAAGCCCCAGAUGCCUUGGGAGCUAUGGGACAUCAUUCAAGAAGUCUCCCCAGAGGAGAUCCAGCCCAACCCCCCAUCCUCCGGAAUGCUCGGUAUCAUCAUCAUGAUGACACUGUGUGACCAGGUGGAUAUUUACGAGUUCCUCCCAUCCAAGCGUAAGACUGAUGUGUGCUACUACUACCAGAAGUUCUUUGACAGUGCCUGCACGAUGGGCGCCUACCACCCACUCCUCUUCGAGAAGAAUCUGGUGAAGCACCUCAACCAGGGCACAGACGAGGACAUCUACCUGCUGGGAAAAGCUACACUGCCUGGCUUCCGGAGGAUUCGCUGCUGAGCAUGGGCUCCCUGGUCAGGUCCCCCUCGCCAUUCUCCACCAAGUCUGGGCAGAUCACGCUCCUAAACAAUUGCGGCCCGCACUGUGGGCCUUCUGUGAGCGAGAACCUCAGGCUGUAGGAGUCCCAACAGCAAGCAGCCAGGUCCAGCCUGCCCCGUAGCUGCAGAGGUGUGCGAGCCCAAAGCCGCCUGCCACACCCAUGUACACACACACCUAGCAUUCUUUCCAUACCACCAGGGCUGCCAAAACUGGGCUGUUUUCUCCUUAUUUUCACAAACCAGCACUCUCCAUUGCUUCAAACCUGCACCUUUACACCGAUGUCACAUUUUAAAGAAAUUCUCCCAAAUUAUGAUUGGGCCCAGUAUAAGGUGGCUCUGGGGGCCAAUGAGUGGUACUGGGCAUAGGAAACAUGUUGAUUCCUCCAGAACAAAGUUCCUCCCAAAGCCCAUGCCCCUGGGAGAGGUGGCAUUCCUAUCUCUCUGGCUGGUUUGGUGGGUCCUUAGCCUGGGUGCUUCUGAGCAGAGGGUCUUGGUGAACCCACAUCUUCUCCAUAUGGAGAAGAGAGGCACAGAAGGGCACGGUCUCCAUCCUCCAGCUGUCCACAGUUCAGUGGGAGAGAGACAGGGAGGAUUCAGUGUGCUCAGUGCUCAGGGCGUUCGUGGCGAGGCCGACUCCAUGCUGUCCGCUCUCGUGCUCAGAGGGGCCACGCAUUUGCCGUGACUGUGGUCGGAGAGGGCUUCGCUGAGCUGCGCGGUGGAGGAGCUUUUAGAGGAAGUGGAGAAACACGUCAAGCAGAUGUUUGAGUCAUUUGAGUUGUGUUUUCCCUUCUGCCUUUACUGCCCAUGUUUAUUCUCUAAGGUCUGCCCAAACUUCAAGGCUCAAGUUAUUUUUUAAGGAAACCACUCCCGCUGAGUACAGCCCCAUGGCAGACACCUGGCAAGCCAAAUGCCAAAAACCUGACUUGUCCACGCUCGGCCUGGCCUGACCCUUCGCUGCAGCUGGGUUCGCACACCGUGCACACCGUGUCUGCUGCUUCCCUGUCAAUGCCUGCCCCACCCCCUCCUGCCUGCCACCUUGUUUUUCCCCUUUAAAACAGUAGAUUGUUUCCCUCUCUCAAAUUACUUUUAGGCAUUUUGUACUUUAAAAGCAUCCCGAUUGGAUGAUUUCUUUGACCUUCAUGGGCUUUUUUGCAGAAUGUGUCUCAGGGAGUUAGGGAUGUGGUUCCCUAGAAUUUAAAGUUGCUCUCAGAAGUCAGAACCUUAGGGCAGCCCGGGUGGCUCAGCGGUUUAGUGCCACCUUCAGUCCAGGGCGUGAUCCUGGAGACCCGGGAUCGAGUCCCACAUCGGGCUCCCUGCAUGGAGCCUGCUUCUCCCUCUGCCUGUGUCUCUGCCUCUCUCUCUCGCUCUCUGUCUCAAAUAAAUUUAAAAAAAAUCUUAAAAAAAGACACAACCUUAGAGAUAACGGUUUAUCAGACGGCUAUGCCCUCCACCUCUCCGGCGAGGGGCAACGUCAGAGUCUCCAGAUAGAGCCCCUCCCACCGUGGUGUGCAAAUAAGCUUCCUGGGGAGUUUUGCUACCCCCUUCCCAGGUGAAGAACCACACUGGACUGGUCUGGCCCUGGUGAGGAGAAGGUAAAGGACUCACUCAGGGUUACAAAGUAAUGCUGUAGAGUCAGGGCUCCUAGACCCAGGCUUGUGGACUCCUGGCUCCAUGUGCUCAAGGGCCUCUUCAGCUUGAGUUCUAGACAAGCAGUCUGGGAACUGGAGUGCUCUCAUGCUGCCAGACCCUUGGGUUAUAUGGGCAGCAGAAGGAGUCCUGGAGAGAGAAGCCCUGGGUUUUCAAAUUGAUGUUCCCCUGUUUACUAGCCAUGCCACCAUGGGCUAAUUCUCCUGAGGCUCUGUUUCCACAUUUGCUAAAUGGAGGUAAUGAGCCGACCUCACAGGGUUGUUGUUAAGGUUACAUGAAACACCUGCCCCGGGUCUGUACUUGGCACAUAGCAGGUGCUUAGUACAUAGUGGCUUCUUUGCCUCUCUCCCUCCUUCCUCCAGUAAGAACCU